CACGGAGGAGCAGGCCUAUAUAAUCCAUCAGAUAAGCAGAGUAGCAUCACAAAUCUGCUCAUCGACCGGCCUGCACCACAGAUAACGACCUGAUCAGAAAGAUGGUACUCUUUAAUAUCUACUUCUCCAGCUGUGUGCUGCUGCUCCUCACCCUGAACACGCACACAGCAACAGGACAUCCACUGCCCGAGCUGAGCAAAGAAAGGUGCUCAGACUGUUCAGUGCUUUUUAAGAACCUCCUGCUGAACAUCACACAGCUCCUCAACAGCGACGCCUUAUGUUUUGGCAUCCCCUCGAAUGAAAUUGUGGUGAGGAGUAUAACUGACACUCUCCUGGCCUGUACGCCUAAUCUGAUCCAGAAUCCACAUUGCAUGAUGCAGAGAAAUGCAACCUUCAAUGAGACUGAAUGCCUCAGUAACAUCAUGAAGGACUUGGCUCACUAUGCUGCAGUUAUUCAGUCUUACCUCAGCUCCUCGCUCAGAAGUCCUGAGGAGGAAGUUCCACUUCUGAGCCCAACUCUGGGAAUAAUCCAGAGCCUGAGGAAGAGCUGCUCCCUGAUGCCUGAUGAAGAGAAGGACUCCUCAGAGGAGGAGGUCGCACAGCUGUGGGGAGACGACUCCUACAGAAACAGGCAGGAGAUGUGUAAGAUGAUGAGGGGCUUCUAUGUCCGGACCAUCACCAUCAACCGAGCCGUGGGCUACAUCGCCUCUGGAGAACAUCGGAAGUAAACAACCUGCCUCUUCAUCAUCAUCAUAAUCACUCCAAAUCCACCCUGCAAUAUCUCUACUUCUUUAUUUCAUCACAACUAAACAAACCAUCUGGAUCAUUCACUACCAACUAAUCAAGAAGUAGUUCUCUACACUGCACAUGCUGGAGGGCUGUCAGCACACCUCAGUUUAACUGAUGCUAAACUUAGCAGUGGAGGCCAUGUUGGCCCGUCUAAAUUUAUGAAUGUAUUCCAAUAUUUGGGGUAAUUUAUCUAUUUAUUAUAUUUCUAUUUAUUACAUCUAUUUAUUUAUUUAUUUAUUUGAUGAAAUGUGAUGUUAUAUUUUGUCAAUAAAGUAUUCAUAAGAAAUAUUUUGGGUGUCUUUUUUGUGCUGAAGUUUAAGUAUUUCAUUAGAUCUCUUUUACCCUUUUAUUGGCUUUAUAAAUCAAUCAAAGUUAAUAUAAUUUGGAUGUUUAACAACAACAAAGAAAAAAACAAAAAAAAACAUUGCUAACAUCAAAGUGAAAACAUAUGUCUACAAAGUAAUGUAAAUUAAACAAAAAUAUGUAUACAACAGAGCUCCAGCUAAUUGGUCCUAGGAGUCUCACAAUCAGUGAAAUGGGGAUCACCUGAGUGCUGUGAAUGUGUCUAAAGUGAUUGUAGUAUAAAGACACCAGUGACUA
Messenger RNA from Cheilinus undulatus (humphead wrasse), 1389 nucleotides. It is a transcript of the gene il12a, whose product is annotated as interleukin 12a. Gene Ontology annotation, molecular function: interleukin-12 receptor binding; growth factor activity. The coding region runs from base 102 to 728 and encodes 208 amino acids. Gene Ontology annotation, cellular component: extracellular region. Lineage: Eukaryota; Metazoa; Chordata; Actinopteri; Labriformes; Labridae. The transcript has 7 exons. Gene Ontology annotation, biological process: immune response. The record is from RefSeq and is a predicted model, not a curated record.